This is a messenger RNA of Perognathus longimembris pacificus (Pacific pocket mouse), 1529 nucleotides long. RefSeq lists its product as uncharacterized. The coding region runs from base 115 to 1245 and encodes 376 amino acids. The transcript is spliced from 11 exons. Gene Ontology annotation, biological process: regulation of gene expression. Lineage: Eukaryota; Metazoa; Chordata; Mammalia; Rodentia; Heteromyidae. The record is from RefSeq and is a predicted model, not a curated record. Gene Ontology annotation, cellular component: nucleus.
CCGGGCCUGGGAGUGGCGGGAGGAACCACCGCGCUCUCCACCGCAGCUGGGCACGCCUCCCCCGGGCACAGCUUGGGGCAGGGCGGGGCGGCGGCCCCCGUGCCGGCUGGAGACAUGGAGCGGGACGGUGCCCAGGCAGCGGAGAUCGCCAGUUACUUCUUCCCAGCCCUGCACGUGCCGUGUGAACCACCCCCCGGGAACUCCGUGCUCCAGGCCCGCUGCCAGGACCCGGCAUCUCUGCCUGUGCCCAAGGAGCAGGACGCAGAGGAGCCAAAGAGAAGGAAAGGGGGCUGGCCCAGAGGCAAGAAGAGGAAGCCCCCUCGGGACCUGUCUGUGCCUCGUGCGCCCACCACAGGGUACGUGAUAUUCCUGAAUGAACAGAGACGCCAGCUGCGCGCCGCCCACCCCGACCUGCCUUUCACGGAGAUCACCAAGCUGCUGGCUGCUCAGUGGGCACAGCUGGCGCAGGAGAAAAAGCAGAGGUACGUAGAGGAGGCGGACGAGGACAAGCAGCGCUACCUUCGGGAGCUGCAGGCCUACAAGCGCUCCGAGGCUUACCGGGCCUUCCUUCGGAGGCGGGCGGCCCACAGGGCGCUGGGCGGACUGGGGACCCCUGGCAGUGAACUUGAGCACCAGGACCUCGACCUGUCAGCAGUGGACGAGGACGAGAGCAGCGACCUCUACUGCCGCACCUGCAGCCAGUUCUUCAGCUCGCUGCACAACAAGAAGGAGCACUUACUGGGCAGGCAGCACCUGCACAACCUCACAGGAGGAUUCAAGAGGGGCUCCUCGGAGCACUCAAGGCUUGCCCAGCCCUGCGAGGAGGGGGAGGGGCAGCCGCAUCCGAGUGGAGCGGAGGCCGGAGAGGAGGCCGAGAGCCCCGCCAUGCUCCAGCGGGCCGGCGGAGGCCUGAUUCCCGAGACGAGCUUUGCAUCCCUGGACAUGUGCUUCUGGCAGGAGUUCAUCUUUAAAUUGCUGAGACUCAAGGACGCGGAGCUCCGAGAGCUGCGGAGGGCGCUGGCGAGGGCCGCGGCGGAGCAGGAGGCCCUGCAGAGGCAGCUGGCCGAGUACCAGAGGCACCAGCAGCGGCUGGAGGUGGAGCUGGCGGGCCUCCGGACCUACGGCGCGCUCCUGGGGAAGGAGCUCGAGAGCCUGCACCUGGUGUCCAUGCUGUCGCACUUCAGCGUGCCAGGGAUGGACGCGGGAAACGCAGGCCCGCGCGGGGACGCCACGCCGCUCCACUGACCGCCGGACGCAAACCCUGGGCGUGCGUGUGAGCACAGCGCGUCCGCCCGCGUCUCGAGCGCGCGGGGAGCGGACGGCGGCUGGGCCCCGCCCUGCGCCCUGCGCCGGCUGUGACGGGCCACGGGGGACGUGGCGGCGUGCUGGACGAGCCACCGCGGAAGGGAAGGGCGCUUACCUCCUUAGCCUGGGUCUGCAGACGCCGGGGCUGAGGGCUUGGCCUUUGCACGUCUUCCCGUCCAAGGACAGGCCCUGCGCGCGCUCAGCCUAGCGAGGGAGGUCCUGGA